AUGCAUGCUGUGAACGGACCAGAAUUAAUAAUGAAGAACUGCCUAAUGGAUCAUUGUAGACGGAUAUUACUUGGCCUUGAAAAUGUCGGAACACAGCUGCUCUCGCUUAACGACUGUCUGGAAAAAGUUACUGGAUGUUAUUCACGUACCCAGCUUGACUGGGGUGACCAACUGCAAUGUUCAUUACAGUCAGAGACUGGGUUGUCCCGAGAUCACAUGUGCCAAGGGACCGCACGUCUACUAGUG
Messenger RNA from Dicrocoelium dendriticum, 246 nucleotides. The record is from the annotation of a GenBank genome assembly. Lineage: Eukaryota; Metazoa; Platyhelminthes; Trematoda; Plagiorchiida; Dicrocoeliidae.